AUGUUGGCUACAUGACCAAAUUGUUAAAUGUCAAACUUCCUAAUCAGCAAUUUUAUUUUCGUAUUCCGAUCAUCAUACAGGUGCAUUUUUUGUUUAAUUUAAAUAUAACAAUUGGCUUAUUUAUAGAUGAACCCCAAUGACAUUCAUAUCAGCAAAACAUUAUCUUGGCUUCUGAGACAUGCUGCUGUUAAAGAGGGAUUUCCUCUUCAGAGUGAUGGAUUUAUCAAGGUAGACGAUCUUCUGAAGCACAGGCAAUUGAAGAAAGCAACAAUUGAUGAUAUCAAGAGGGUGGUUGAAUGCAAUGAUAAGAAAAGAUUCAAAUUGGUUCUCAGUGCAGAUGACGUUUAUUUGAUAAGAGCUAAUCAAGGACAUUCAAUUCAGGCUGUUAAUAAUCUGGAGCUGACACCAAUAUUGACUGCAGCUGAUGCACCUGUUGUUGUACAUGGCACGUAUUACAAAUUUUGGAAUAGCAUCAGGAAAACAGGAUUAAAUCGCAUGAAUAGGCUUCAUAUACAUUUUGCCACUGGUAUUCAUGAAAGUGUAGUCAGUGGAAUCAGGAAGGAUUGUGAAUUAUACAUUUACAUAGAUCUUGACAAGUCUUUGUUGGAUAACUUGACCUUCUAUUUGUCUUCCAAUGGGGUUGUGCUUAGCCCUGGUGAUGCGGAUGGUUUAAUUCUACCUAGGUAUUUCCUAAGAGUUGUAGAUAAAGAGACUGGGAACAUAUUGAAAUUUUGAAAAGAUGGCUGAUUCAA
Messenger RNA from Nicrophorus vespilloides, 752 nucleotides. RefSeq names its product tRNA 2'-phosphotransferase 1. Gene Ontology annotation, molecular function: tRNA 2'-phosphotransferase activity. The record is from RefSeq and is a predicted model, not a curated record. Lineage: Eukaryota; Metazoa; Arthropoda; Insecta; Coleoptera; Silphidae. The coding region runs from base 127 to 735 and encodes 202 amino acids. The transcript is spliced from 3 exons. Gene Ontology annotation, biological process: tRNA splicing, via endonucleolytic cleavage and ligation.